AUUAGGUCUAGAGAUUCAAAACGCGACACUUGGGAAAUAUAUUUUAAAGCCGGAAGAAAAAGCGAAGUUCUUCCCAUUCUGCUGACAUGGCGUCGGAGGUAGCGGAGGAGACGCCGAAGCCUAGAGGUGGUAGGUUUUGCACCUUAUGUAACGCCAGACGCGCCGCCCUCAAGCGGCCCAAAACCCUAGAACAAAUAUGCAAGGAAUGCUUUUAUGAAGUUUUCGAAGAUGAAAUUCACAGAGUUAUUGUAGAUAAUAAUCUCUUCAGACGCGGCGAACGCGUCGCCAUUGGAGCUUCUGGUGGAAAAGAUUCCACUGUCCUAGCUUAUGUGUUGUCCGAACUGAAUCGUAGGCACGAUUAUGGCUUGGAUCUUUUCCUGCUUUCAGUUGAUGAAGGCAUCACUGGUUACAGGGAUGAUUCUCUUGAAACUGUUAAAAGAAAUGAAAUCCAGUAUGGACUUCCUCUUAAGGUGGUUUCGUAUAAACAAUUAUAUGGGUGGACGAUGGAUGAGAUUGUGAAGCUAAUAGGUCUGAAGAAUAACUGCACAUUUUGCGGUGUUUUUCGUCGCCAGGCUCUGGAUCGUGGUGCUACACUUUUGAAGGUAGACAAACUUGUUACGGGGCAUAACGCCGACGACAUUGCUGAGACAGUGCUCUUAAAUAUUUUAAGAGGUGAUAUUGCCAGGCUGAGUAGAUGCACCUUUAUAACCACUGGUGAAGAUGGACCUAUUCCAAGAUGCAAGCCUUUUAAGUACACCUAUGAGAAGGAAAUUGUGAUGUAUGCGUACUUCAAACGGCUGGAUUACUUCUCUACAGAGUGCAUUUACUCUCCGAACGCUUAUCGUGGCUUUGCUCGGGAAUUUAUUAAAGAUUUGGAGAGGCUCAGGCCAAGAGCUAUUCUCGAUAUAAUAAAAUCAGGUGAAGAUUUCCGAAUCUCUACUACAACAAAAAUGCCAGAGCAGGGAAAUUGCGAGAGAUGUGGUUAUAUUUCCAGCCAGAAAUGGUGUAAGGCGUGUGUUUUGCUGGAGGGGCUUAAUCGGGGUUUGCCUAAGAUGGGUAUUGGACGGAGUCGAGGUAUUGAUAAUGAACGGAACAAGGAUGUUAAAGAAACUAACGGAACAAAGAGUUUAGAGAGCAAGCAAUGUGGAUCGCUCGACUUCUGAUUGAAGGUAUAAGUCACUUUCUUUUUUAGCUCCAUAAUUUAUAGUUAAAUACGUGUAGUAUUCGAUGCUAUACUAGCUUGCUUAUCUAUUAAUUAAAAAAGAAAAGCGAUUCUUUGGUUUUAACUAAGAUAAAAACAACGUAAUAAUUACAUUUACAUUUCGAUACUGGUGCUAUUGCGUCGAUGGCUCCUCCUCAAGUGGGUUUUUUUUCUUUUUUCUUUUUUUUUUCGGGACACAAUUGAAAUGCAGAUUUGGCCAUUAUUGUGGUAUUAUAUGUAUUAUUGAAUGAAAUGAUUGUAUAAUAUCAACUACAGUCAGGGCGCACAUGUUAGUUACUUCCAAUCAAAUCAAAUUUGUUAAGAUUAAUGAUUCAUAGGAGAAGCUAGUGUAAGAAUGUUAGUUCUCUGGUAGUGGAGGAACUGAGAAGACAGCUGUUAAUGUUUCUCAAAUCUUAGUUCAGAGUUCCAUGUUGUUUACCUCAUCUCAUAAGAUCUAGGUUGUAUCUCCUAUCUAAUAGGUAAUAUUUUAUGAUUUUAUCUUAAAACACCAUGGUCAAAGUUAGCUUCU
Messenger RNA from Erythranthe guttata (spotted monkey flower), 1730 nucleotides. RefSeq names its product cytoplasmic tRNA 2-thiolation protein 1. Gene Ontology annotation, molecular function: tRNA binding. Gene Ontology annotation, cellular component: mitochondrion; cytosolic tRNA wobble base thiouridylase complex. Gene Ontology annotation, biological process: tRNA wobble position uridine thiolation. Lineage: Eukaryota; Viridiplantae; Streptophyta; Magnoliopsida; Lamiales; Phrymaceae. The record is from RefSeq and is a predicted model, not a curated record.